GGUGCACGGUGGUAAGGUGGUAAAGCAAUGACAUUGUCAUAUACGUUUAGAAAAGUAUUUUUCUGCUGGCAGCAGAAUCCUCAAUGUGAAUAGUAAUAUGAGGCCCGUAAAAAAUGAAGAUUUGCGUAACGUGCGUGUAUUGGACAUUACUUUUUAUAUCAGUCGCUUCCAGUGCCCUCCUCUUCAUCAUAGUAGCUUCAGAAAGUGCAGAAGCUAAUUAUUAUUCAUCCUUUAAGAAGAAUGAAACAUCAGAGACUUAUGAUAAUGAUACAUUGGAUUCAUCUAAAAUAGCUGUUGUCAAAAUACAGAAACCAAGAAAAUUAGAGACCAAUUAUAAAGAUCAUUAUUAUCGAGAAAAAUUGACUAAAGAAUCCACCAAGUUUAAAACUAUUGUAAGUGGUGAAACAAGGAAAAAAGAGAAUCCAUAUAAGGGUGCAGAUAUUGUGGCCGAGAGUCUUCUGCAACAACCCAAUCUAUCUCAGAGAAUUUCUGUAACUGAACAAGCUGCAGUGUUGACUUUGGUAGAUACAGCCACAGCUGAAUUACAAAGCUUAGUAGAACCAAAAUUUAGUUCAGAAUUUUCAAGGGCAAGAUUAUUUGGACAAAAUUUGUCCCUGUUAACAAAAACAACUAAUGAUGAGGAAGAAACGAAAAAGGCACAUGUAGAAACUUCACCCAGUACACAAAUUCUGUCGACAAUUAUUGAAGAAAGUGCUGAAACAUCUAACAAAACAAGUGUUCUUGAAAAAGAAUUGUUACUACUGCCAAAUGAAAUUAUGGAAGAGACAUUAGAAGGAGUAGUGAUAGUAAGAGCUAAACAAGGUCCAAUUAUUGAUGAGACACAGUUUCCGGAAGAUGAGGUUAAAACAUUUCCCGAUGAGGUUACAAAAGUAGAUGAAAUAGUUACGACAGCUCCUGAGAUCAGAGAUACUGAUGCCAAAGCUCAAUUAAUGGGACAUAACAGCGAUGAGGCUGCCACAAUUAUGCUUCCUAAAAAAAUUGUGCCCGAGGGAUCUCAUGAUCCCCACGAAGAUAUUCCAUCUUUCAAUGAAUGGACACAAAAAAGACUGGAAGAAGCUGAAAAGAAAAAGACUCAUCCAAAUGCAUCGGUUCAAAAUUCUGGAACACCAACCCGAGGAAUUGGUGGAAUGAAAGUUCGUUCUAAAAAUUAUGCUUCUCCCGAUUGUGGGGCAAAAGUUGUAGCAACGAAUCUAGAAGCUAGAAGUGCUAGAAGCGUUUUAGCAUCUACUAGAGAUGAAUAUAUGCUAAAUACUUGUACAUCUCGCAUAUGGUUUGUGGUGGAACUCUGUGAGGCCAUCCAGGCCAAAAAAAUUGAGUUGGCCAAUUUUGAAUUAUUUAGUUCAUCUCCAAAGGACUUUUCGGUAUACAUUAGCGAUCGUUUUCCUACAAGAGACUGGAGUGUAGUUGGUCAGUUCACUGCAAAAGAUGUAAAGGAUAUUCAAAGUUUUGCCUUACAACCACAUCUUUUUGGAAAAUUUAUUAAAGUGGAACUUCAUACGUACCAUGGGUCUGAACAUUUUUGUCCCAUUUCAUUAUUUCGUGCUUACGGUACCAGCGAAUUUGAGGUCCUAGAAACGGAGACGGAAAAUCAAAUCUCGAGAGAAGUAAAUAUAAACGUGGACGACGAUGAAGAUAGCGAUGAAGAGGAAGCUUUAGACGUUGAAGUUAGCGAAUCAUCAAGAAACUUAUUUGGUAGCGCUAGAGAUGCUGUGUUAAGCAUCGUAAAGAAAGCAGCCCAGGUCCUGGGUAAAUCCAGUGAAUUAACUGAUAACAACAUUACAAUUGAGCAAAGUAUAGAGGACAGCAUUAUUCUUGGAGAUUCUUUUGUAAGUUGUACAACACCAAGAUACACGAUUCUUUGUAAAAAUUGCACGGCUCAGAAAUUUGCAAAAGUCUUCCAAUUAGUUAGCUGUAGGAAUCGUCAACUACAUCAAGUGUUAAGUAUGAACCUGGUGUAUGGAACUUUAAAACAAACUGGAUUCUGCCAGAAAUAUGGAGUGGAUUGUCUAGGAGAAGAAACUGAGGAAGUCGGAGAUACAAAAGGAAGAUUUAAUGUAACUAAAAAUUUUAAAUCAUCUUUCUUAACAUCUAUCUUUAAAUUUGAAUAUAUUGCAGCACUUUGCAAUAUAUUAGCACUAAAAGAAGGCAAAAUGGUAUUGAAUACGAGUUACGAGGUACCAUUUAAUUACUCUAAAAACAGCAGUAAAGAAAACAUAUCUCAUAAAAAUAGUGAAGACCAUAGUAGUGAGUCAGUCAAGACAUUUGAAAGUACAUCAGCUAUAUAUACUUCGAGCUCAAGCACUGGUAGUUCUAAAUCUUCUCGAGAAUUUCAAAUAACUAGUCAGGAACUGCCAAGCGAAGAAACUGAGAAUUUCAUUGAGACUUCCUUGAAUUCUGAAAAUUUCGCUUCGCAAAUUAAAUCUGUUAAGACAUUUGGGGAAGAAGAAAUAAAAUACGAUUCCUCAGUUCCUGUUUUGGAAUCCAGCAAAAAUAGUAUAGAAGAAAUUGUUCCAACUGAAGUUUUAAUGACUGUUCCUAUGUCCCCGAAUAGUGGACAGCACACAAUUAUAAAAGUUUCCGAAGAACCAUCUGUUUCUCCUGGUACUUCGAUUGAAAAUACUUCUCAAACGACUACCUCCAUUCCAGUAACUACUAGUGAUAAUAAUGAAGUCUCGCAUGAUGAUGUCGUGAGUGACGUAGAGCCUUUAGAAAUUCGAGGUACACAAACUAAUAUAGAGAAAAUGGAACGAUUUGAUCAAGAAGGGAAGCAAGGGCAGCCUGAGAUACUGGAUCAAGAAGUAAAAUUGUCUUCUCAAGAUUCUCUGACGUUCGAUACGCUAUUGUCAGAUCUGAAGGAUUUAGAAGGGGAAGCAGUGCAGAUGCAAAGUGGAUCUGCUGCAAGCGCUUCUGUAACACAAUCAACGGUAAACAUUAUGCCGCAGAAAGAAUCUGUUUUCCUUAGAUUAUCUAAUAGAAUCAAGGCAUUGGAAAGAAACAUGUCCCUGAGUGGACAGUAUUUGGAGGAGCUAAGUCGACGUUACAAGAAGCAAGUAGAAGAAAUGCAGAGGUCACUGGAGCGUACAUUAUCAGUAAUGAGUGAGGAAACAAGAAAGAGAGAUGAACGUGAACUAAAGAGAGCAGAAGAAAUCGCCAUGUUAAAAGAAGAAAUAACUACUCUGUCAGCAUCAGUGAAGAAUCUUUUGUAUGAUCGGAAUAGUUGGCGUGGAACAUUUUCAAUAAUAGGUCAAUACAUUUUGUUGUUAUGUUUUCAAAUUUUUUUAAUAUUUUUGGUUCUAUUGUACUGUCGAGGAACCAAGAAGUUCGAGAGAAACGCAAAACAGCAAUUGAAGAAAGACACGAUGCGACGAAAGAGUGCAGAAAAUUUUAGUUCGCACACAAAGAAAAGUAAAAAGCGACGACCCAGCGAGAUAGCUUCUCAUAUUACUGGCACAUACCGCGAGUUGAUGAUAGAUGAUAGAUCUCACGAAACUAAGAAAGAAAGAAAGAAGAAACGGAAAAAAGAAGCCGCGUGUAGUAGUAGCAAUGUGAAUGUUAAUAAUGACGGACGAAUGAAUACAAUUGUACAUUAUAAACCCCCACCGAAUAUUGUUGUGCGUAAUGAAGAAGUAGCUUCAAGAAGUACUUCAUCUAUUGAAACAUCUCAAGUAAAUAAUUCUCAAAUUUGUAGAAGGGCGCUGCUUGCCUCGGAGAAUACAGUUAACUGGUUUAAUAAUUAUGGAUCUGAAGACAGUGUUCAACUAACAAUACCAUGCAACGCAAAUUUUGAAACAGAGUCUGUAGAAAGCUACGAAUUGAGUAGUUCAUAUAUUGAAGAUUUGAACGAAUCGAAUUCAUUGGCGGUAAACAUAUUUACAGAAAGUGUUAAUCCACACGAACAAGAUGCUAAACUGUCAACAGAUGUUUUGAAUUUUAAUAAUAGUGGUGUAAUCCUGAAAGAUACAAAAUUGAACGCAACAUCCUUCUUUAUAAAAACUGCUCUGAGUACAAGAAAAAAGAGAAAAGCUCAUUUGUACAAUUCUGUAAACGGGGAACAGAGUAAAAAUUCGGACAAUAUCGAUGAUAAAUCUGUAGGAACGGGUCCUACUGCUUCAAUGUCAUUGCCCAAAAAUGUUUGUACUGACUGUGAUACAACUAUUAAUGGUGUAUCAGUGGAUCAAAGUGAUGAAUCUAGAAACAGUAGUGUCAUAUCGAUGCCAAAAAAAAAGGACAGGAAAACCACUGGUUUUAGGAAGAUGGUGAGAAAAUUCUUUUGA
Dufourea novaeangliae is the source of this 4295-nucleotide messenger RNA. RefSeq names its product SUN domain-containing ossification factor. Gene Ontology annotation, biological process: protein folding in endoplasmic reticulum. Gene Ontology annotation, cellular component: cytoplasm; membrane. Lineage: Eukaryota; Metazoa; Arthropoda; Insecta; Hymenoptera; Halictidae. The coding region runs from base 114 to 4295 and encodes 1393 amino acids. The transcript is spliced from 6 exons. The record is from RefSeq and is a predicted model, not a curated record.